GUCAUUUAGAGCUCUCGAGAUGAGAUUUUGCUGCGCGGGAAGAGCCUGACUCGAUCGCCAUUUCUCCUCCCUUACAGACGACGGCCGACCUCAUCCCACAUAUCUUUGUCAAGGCGACAAAGAAGAGGUAGCCAAGUCGGAGAACUUCUCCUCACAAUCGUUCGCCACUUGUCCGUCUAUAUCAGUGACACCCUGUUUAAUCAACCCCCGAGAGCGAGAGCACGUCAGUCUCAUCUCCGUCCUUAUAUCCGAUGCAACCUCCACCUGCGUGCCGGCGGAGUGCCACCAUUUCCCCGCUUUGUGCGAGACUACUUAUACUUUCACCUCGCCAUGCUCGAACGCCUUACUUCUCGCCAAUAUCAUACUCACAAGUGAGCUGUCAACAUGUCAUCCUCGUCAUCGCAGAAGACCCUCUUUCUCGUAGGUCCCGGCCUCAUCGGCGGCUCCCUUCUGGUGAAGCUCAAGGAGGUACGUCCCGACCUCAAGCUGCAUGCUCUCACUCGCCGCAAAGAGCAAGCCGAUUCCCUCUCCUCGCUCGGCAUCAGUCCCAUCCUGGGCUCUUUAGAGGACCACGACGUCAUUGCCGAAUGGGCUGCCAAGUCGGACAUUGUCAUUCACGCCGCCUCGGCCGAUGAUGAUAAGGGCGCCUUUGCUAUCAUCGACGGUCUCACUUCGCGACCCAAGAAUGCCUCAAGAGCCGUGUACAUCCAGACGAGUGGAAAUGACGAGCUGGUCAAUUCCGCGCGGGGCUUCGCAGGGAAGAGCACCGAAGAGAAGACUCUCUCAGAUGUAGAUCUGGACGAUGCUGCUCUCCUGAAGCGAAUCCACCCGCAGGCCUACCACCACCAUGUGGAUGGUCCUCUGCUGAAGCGUCUUUUGAACCCUGCAAAGGAGAAGGAGCACAACGUCGUUGGGUCCAUCAUGAUGCCUCCUUUGAUCUACGGUAUCGGUUCAGAACCUUGGAAGCGUCUCUCCAUCCAGACACCCAUGCUCACACAGGCCAUGAUCGACCGCGGGACAGUCGCUCUACCAGAGGCAGGCGAGCACGAGGGCACUUCGGGCCACUGGAAUGCAGUUUGGGUUCACGACCUAGUCGAUGCGUACGUCGCACUCCUCUCGCAUCUCGAAAACCUCCAACCGGGAGAGCAAAAGACUCACAUUGUCUUCCCAGCUGAGAAGAAGCCAUUUGCCUGGAGGGAACACUUCGCCGCCGUCGCUUCGGAGCUAAAGCGUCUUGGACACCCAAGCGCUCAAGGUGAACCUCGCCUACUCAAGACGCGAGACGACUUCUAUGAAUUCAUUGGAGGGAAAGAGAACCCUUAUAGCGAGUGCUUUGCCUUUUUGGUAUGGGGUAAAGAGAACAGCUUUACCUCUCCGGAUCUGCUUGGCAGUCUUGGAUUCGAGCACAAGGCCAAGGGAGUCGUGGACAGUAUUCUCAGUGGCAAGGAGCUGGAGGGGUUCAUCAAAGAGCGCUUGAACAAGUAAGCUGUUAUUCAGGAGGUUUGAAACACUCAGGAGAAGGAGGAGGAGAGAAGCACACAAAAUUGUCUCGGUUGAAAUUCUUUAGAUGACAU
Messenger RNA from Microstroma glucosiphilum, 1574 nucleotides. RefSeq lists its product as hypothetical. The coding region runs from base 385 to 1485 and encodes 366 amino acids. The record is from RefSeq and is a predicted model, not a curated record. Lineage: Eukaryota; Fungi; Basidiomycota; Exobasidiomycetes; Microstromatales; Microstromataceae. The transcript has a single exon.